AGUAUUUUCGACAAAAAUAAAAUUCAAUUUCGACAUAAUAAUCUAAAUUAUUAAUUUAAAAAUGCCACCAAAAAAGAAACAAAAAAAAAUCAAGAAAGAAAAGCAUGGAAAUAUACAAGCUGAAGAUAAUAUGCCAAUUGUCUGUGGUUUCCGAGGUCCAGGACCUGUGUACAAACUAAAACCAGUUGUAGGAUAUGACGAUCAUUGUCACUCGAAACUAAGAAAUCCUGCUUACACAAUAUUGGGUAAACGUCCUGCCUUUGAAUUAGCACAAGAUGGACCAGGUCCAAUAUACUUGCCAAAAUUUCCACCAACUGAUGGAUUUUCUUUUGGAGUACCACUACCACCAAUUAAAUACGAGAGUUCACCGGGUCCUUAUACACUACCAACACCAAAAAUAACACCAAUUACAAUGAAGUGGAGAACAAAACCUCGUGGUGUUACUGCAUCAGCAGGACCAUACGAUCUUCCAAGAACAUUAAAUGGACCAAAAUUUACAAUAGGUGUACGACUGCGAGAUUCUACACUAGAAGGUGGUCCAGGACCAGGUCCAGCACCACAAGCACCAAAAGGACCUGCAUUUAGCAUUGGUCACAGACCACCUGGUUCAAGAUAUCAAGCAAAUCCUGGACCUUAUGAUCCAGUUGAUCUAAAUAAAGGACCUGCAUUUACAUUUGGUAGACGUUAUCCACCUUGCGUUGCUCCACUCAUAACUGAAUGUGAUAAAUCCUGCUAAUCAACACACUAAUUUCCAUUAAAAACAAACAAAAAAAAAAAAAAGGCUAUUAUAAUUUUAUCGCUACAACAUUAUCAGUUGAAGCUGAGUUUAAUGUCUUUUUUAUUUAAAAUAAUUUAUGGGUUUUUUUUUAUAUUCUUUAUCACUAUAUAAAUAUCUAUUUAAUACUACAUUUAAGAAAUAUAUAAAGCGAUGUUAUUUUAAAACAAAAUCAUUUCAGUUAUAAAAAAAAAUUUAGAAUAUUA
Molecule: messenger RNA, 981 nt
Organism: Aphidius gifuensis
Lineage: Eukaryota; Metazoa; Arthropoda; Insecta; Hymenoptera; Braconidae
Product: outer dense fiber protein 3B-like
Exons: 4
Coding region: 62-736 (224 amino acids)
Source: RefSeq, a predicted model, not a curated record